AUGUCAAAUCACGACAUAAUCACGGACGACUACGUCGCCGACUUGCUCGCCAAAGAGGCCAUCAUGGGCCCGGCAGACAAGAAACCGGCAAACAUGCCCAAACCAAACACUCGCUUCUUGCGCCACAUCAUCAAGGACACGAACACGCACAACCAGAACCUCCUGGCCAAGGAGGCAGCCGAGUCCCGCGCACGCUUGAAGGAUCUCGAACACGCCGAAGAGAAGGAGAGGCGGAGGAGGGCGGGCCCGCAGGAUAUUCGCAAGAGGCAGAUGGGAGAUAUCAUGUCCAUCCUGGGAGACUGCAAGGACAGGGGACGGUCCAGUCGGUCCAGGCGGUCGGACGAGAAGUCGCAGAAGAAGGAAAGCUCGCCGCCGCGGAGGAAACACCAUAAGAAACGCAGGAGCGAAUCACCGGAACGCGAGAGCGCUAGGAGGCACCAUCGGAGCAGGAAGGAUGAAUCGGAAUCAGAGCGGGAGGAUCGCCGGCGGCACAGAAGCGAUCGGCGGAGGUCACGUUCACCCGACGAGAAGCACAGGAGGCACCGCCAUCGCUCGCCAAUCGGCGAUAGGGAAACCAUGUCCAAGUCACGACGAAGCGAUAGGGGACGGAUCCGCGACGAAGAGGGACGCGACCUGAUGUCAAAGAGCCACCGGACACGCAAAGAUAGGAGCCGGGAAAGGCCACAGUCGGAAUUCUCGAUCAAGGGCAGCAGCCGCCGCCGUCGCGACGAGGGAAAAGCGCAGGACCGGAAACUGGCGACGACAGCGUCAGACUCGGACCCGUUGGACGAGUUCAUCGGGCCAGAACCGCCGCAGCCAGUGCGGUCGCGCGGCCGCGGGACCGCCUCAGGGACCUCGGGUAUCGACAAGCGCUUCGAAGCGGACUACAACCCCAAGACGGACGUGGAGAUGGCGGACAACGACAAACACCCUGGAGAGAACUGGGACGACGCGGUGGAGGCCUUCCGGGAUCGGCAGAAGUGGCGGCAGAACCAGGAGCAGCGGAUGCGGGCGGCUGGGUACAGCGACGAGAUGAUUAAGAAGUGGACGGAGGGCGGUACGGCCGGCGAGCAGAAGGACGAGCGGGAUGUGCGAUGGGCCAAGGCUGGGGAGAAGCGGGAGUGGGAUCGUGGCAAGGAGGUCGGACUCAGCUGGGCGUCAUCCGAGUCCAAGUGA
Messenger RNA from Colletotrichum orchidophilum, 1176 nucleotides. Its product is annotated as pre-mRNA-splicing factor 38B. The record is from RefSeq and is a predicted model, not a curated record. Lineage: Eukaryota; Fungi; Ascomycota; Sordariomycetes; Glomerellales; Glomerellaceae. Bases 1 to 1176 code for a protein of 391 amino acids. The transcript has 2 exons.